Molecule: messenger RNA, 588 nt
Organism: Phytophthora nicotianae INRA-310
Lineage: Eukaryota; Oomycota; Peronosporomycetes; Peronosporales; Peronosporaceae
Exons: 1
Coding region: 1-588 (195 amino acids)
Biological process (GO): mitotic DNA replication initiation
Cellular component (GO): GINS complex
Source: RefSeq, a predicted model, not a curated record
AUGAACGGAGGGUACCUGGACAUCGACGCCAUCUUGGCGGAGGACGAGCGCAUCAAGUGCAAGUUCGAGACCGAUGCGCUGGACUGCGGGUAUCUGGAUCCGAGCUGCCGUGAGCCCGAUUUGUCGGAAGGCGCUGUAGUAGAGCUACCGCUGUGGCUGGCUCGACCGCUGGCAAAGCGCGGAGACGUAGUAGUUGAGCCACCACACUACCUAACCAAGCGCUUCCGCCGUAUGCUCAAGGCCGGUCCGUCGUCCGUGAACCUUCGCGAGUUUUCAAGCUAUGUGAUGGACGUGGGGCGACAGCUUCUGCCUUAUGUGACGGACGAGGAGCAGCGCGAGAUCGGCGAGAUCCUGCGCCUCUGCUUCGGCGGUGAGCGCUACCGUGACCUCCUAAACAACGCCAUGAGCUCGCUGGACGAGGACACGACCGAGUUCACGCGUAAACUCACCCAGGAUGAGAAGAAGCUCUUCGACGCCGGCACCCGCGACGCCAAGGACUUUAUCCAGUGGAAAGGACGCAACGCCGAGACGAUUACUGCCGCCAACGUCGUCGAGCGCUCGCUCAAGAAGCGCAAGUUCCGAGCGUAG